UGUUAAUUGAGAGGGGCUGGCAGUGGUCUCGCGCAGCUCCGAGGUCUGUUUGUCAGAGGAAGCUUUGUGUGCGCGACAGGCAGGGAUGCCUGGUUUCCGGUAACAAAGUCGGGACGGCUCGCCUCCGGGAGUCGUGGAAAACUACAGCGCGCGUAGACUUUUACACGGCUGUCUUCAGUGCAACCGGACCGAGCAGAGGAGAAUGGCUAGGCGGUCUCGCGGGAGCGAACAGCUGCGAGCAACCUUGUUCACGGAACCGGGCUGCCUUCACGCUCACAUCUGAACACGAUGACUUGGAGUUGAGCAGAAGUUGUGUUGCGCGUGCAGUUUUGUGCUCUGUGCUGAGAGCUCGAGACAGUCGCUCGAGAUAUGGCUUUGUCUUUGAGGAGUUGGGUCGCCAACGAAGGAAGCAAGAACAUUCUGUUGGUAGUGUGGCUGACUGUGAAUGCUGUUGUGUUCUGGAGAACCUUCGCACUCUACUCCUACGGGCCUCAGUACCAUUAUCUACAUCAGAUUCUAGGGAUGGGCCUGUGUGUGAGUCGAGCGUCGGCCUCUCUGCUGAAUCUGAACUGUUGUCUGGUGCUUCUGCCCAUGUGCCGAUCCCUCCUGACCCACCUUAGGGGCACACACAAGGUUUGGGCACGUAGUGGGCGGAGGCUUCUGGACCAGAGUAGGAGUUUCCACUCGGCAUGCGGCACAGCAAUCUGUGUGUUCUCAGUGAUCCAUGUAUCAGCACAUCUGGUGAAUGCUAUAAGUUUCUCUGUGAAGUUCUCUGAUGAAUUCCCCUCUCUCAAUAUGGCACAAUACAGAGGCCAGGAUCCCAGAAUUAUCAUACUAACAACAGUUCCAGGGGUCACAGGGGUGUUGAUGGUUGUCAUCCUCUUCCUGAUGUUCACUGCAUCCACACACUGCAUCAGGAUGAGCAGUUAUGAAGUAUUCUGGUACACACACAACCUCUUCAUUCUCUUCUACGUUAUACUCAUGGUGCAUGCGGUCGGGGGCGCUCUGAAGUACCAGACCAACCUGGACACACACACACCAGGAUGCAUGCCAACCAACCACAGCAGUGCGGAAGAUACCUCAACCAAUCAGGAGAGGGAACUGGAGGAUUGGCAACAAAGGGAACCAAUCUGCAGAGAGGAGGCCCAAUUUCAGUCUCACUUUCCAGAGACAUGGCUGUGGGUCCUGGUUCCUCUCUGUGUGUACUGUACAGAGCGAGUGUGUCGCUACAUCAGAAGCCGCACGCCUGUCACCAUAGUUACUGUUCUCAGUCAUCCCUGUGAUGUCAUCGAAGUCCGUAUGCUGAAGGACGGCUUCAAGGCCAAACCAGGCCAGUACGUCCUGUUGAACUGUCCCAGUGUGUCGUCAUUUGAAAACCAUCCCUUUACUCUCACAAUGUGUCCAACAGAGAAGAAAAGGACUUUUGGAAUCCAUCUGCGUGUUGUUGGAGACUGGACAGAGCGCUUCUCCCAGCUGCUUUUCCCUGAGGUCUCGUCUGGUGACCACAUCCUUCCCAUGAUGCAACAGAGGAACUUUCCCAAGGUGUGUGUAGACGGUCCAUUCGGCAGCCCCUCGGAGGAAGUGUUUGGCUAUGAGCAGAGUUGUGUGUGUUUGUGUGUCUGUGUGUGUGUAUGUGUGUGUGUGUAUGUGUGUCUGCUCCAUGCGCUCCUUGAAGGCUGGAGUCAGUACAAACUGAGGAGGCUGUACAUUGUGUGGGUGUGUAGGGAGCUGCAGUCAUUCUACUGGUUUGCAGAUCUGUUGUGUUCUCUACAUCACAAGCUUUGGCAGGAGAAUUGCCCUGAUUACCUGAACAUCAGACUCUACCUCAGCAACACGUCAGAUUUACAGCAUCUAUGUGAGGAGCGGUACCAAGCCCUCAGGUCUCGGCUGGUGAUUGGCCGUCCAAAGUGGAAGCUGUUGUUUGACGAGAUCGGCAGAACCAAUCAGAAUAAGCGUGUGGGGGUGUUCUGCUGUGGACCACGGGGGAUGUCACAAGCCUUACACACACUCUGCAACUCCAAUCAACACACACACACCACCUUCGAGUUCAACACAGAGACCUUCUGCUGA
This is a messenger RNA of Alosa alosa (allis shad), 2070 nucleotides long. RefSeq names its product NADPH oxidase 4. Gene Ontology annotation, molecular function: superoxide-generating NAD(P)H oxidase activity. NCBI's taxonomy places the organism in Eukaryota, Metazoa, Chordata, Actinopteri, Clupeiformes, Clupeidae. Gene Ontology annotation, cellular component: plasma membrane; NADPH oxidase complex. Gene Ontology annotation, biological process: superoxide anion generation; defense response. The record is from RefSeq and is a predicted model, not a curated record. Bases 370 to 2070 code for a protein of 566 amino acids. The transcript has 19 exons.